Messenger RNA from Haliotis rubra (blacklip abalone), 2527 nucleotides. Its product is annotated as universal stress protein YxiE-like. The record is from RefSeq and is a predicted model, not a curated record. NCBI's taxonomy places the organism in Eukaryota, Metazoa, Mollusca, Gastropoda, Lepetellida, Haliotidae. Bases 381 to 887 code for a protein of 168 amino acids. The transcript has 5 exons.
CAUGUUCCUGCUACUGAACAUGCAAGCCCAGCCACUCUUGCAUCACCGCAUCUCACAGCCUGCACCGACACCACCGUCAGAGCCCCCUAACGUCACGCAGUGAUGUCGAGUCUAUUCUCAAACCCCUAACCGUCGCUUGACGUCACCGAACCCCUUGCCCUUGACGGCGUUUACUCAGCGUAAAAGGCACGAUCGAAGCUGUGGGAGUCAUAGUCGGCUGGAAGCUACUGGGAGACAUACCGCUUCCUUCAUAUUUCGUCAGUCGAUCCCAAAAUACUCCUGUCUGCAAGACGCUCACUGGAAUACCAGCAUCUCAUGCUGUAGGAGAUCUUCAUUGGCGGUUUCUGUGAGUGUUGUGACCAUCUCGAGGACCGUGAAACAUGGCUGGGGACAAGCGACAUGACAUGUCCUCCUUCCACCAUAUUGUCCUCCUAGCUGCUGAUAACACGGAGUUCUCCGAAUAUGCGUUUAACUGGUACAAGGAUUAUAUUCAUCGACCUGAAAACUUUGUCAUCAUUCUGCACUGCACGGACCAUCAAGCUGAGGAUUUUCGUGAUGCAAGUUCCCAGAAUGCAAGUGGAAAGAAGGGUCCAGGCCGAACCGCGAAAAUGUUCAAGGAAUACACCGAGGCCCUGCGCUGUAUCGAGGAGAAGUUCGGGACAUUGAUGGCCAAUGCAGGGAUGCACGGUAAAAUCCGGAAGGGGAACGGCAAGCCGGGCGAGGCCAUCAUCCAGGCGGCCGCAGAGGAGGGGGCGAGCAUGAUCGUCACGGGGACUCGGGGACUGAGUAAACUCAAGCGGACAUUCCUCGGCAGCGUCAGUGACUACGUCGCCCACCACUCUCCCGUCCCCGUCAUCAUCUGCAGGCGGAAUGACAGAAGUACAUAAACACCUGCCAAUAAACGCGGGCAUGGUUGUACAUUUCUGUGUGCAUAACAGUGACAUAUACAUAUGCUAAACCUUUACGGAUCAACGGAUAAUAGAUAUAUUUGUCAACCCCAAAGAAACUUAUGACAUUUCAGGACGUCGUCGAUGACGCUAACGUCAAAUCAAAGCUGACACUUGACGCCGUUGACGUCAACACCAAGUUGUUCAACGGGACACCCAACCGUCGUUGUCUCCCAUAAAACCAAAAACUUGUAAAAUAACUUUCAAGCAGAAUAUUUAAUGUAACGCAGCUUUCAGAGUUGGCAAUUCGCCGUCACCGACGUCGUGAUUCAGCCCACGUAACGUCUGCAGACGCAUGGACAACGCUAGACUUUGUGAUAUGUUCUGCACCAGUCUGCUACUAAUGGAUACUUUGUUCCGCUGCCUGUGUCGUUAUAUAUGGUUUGUGUUUAUAUACUUGUGUCGACAUCCCUCAUCCAUCAUGGCUGAUAUUUACACUGGCAAUUGGUUUCUGUGAAUUUGUUUGGCUGUCAAUCUUUUAAAUAGUGGAUCAAACCCCAGAAAACAUACUAUUGAUUUGUUAACAGACAAUUAUUGAAUGUAUCUUCUACUUUAAUUCUCACCGUUCUCAACUGCCAACAAAACACUUGUUAAACUGAAGUAAGAAAACGUGCAUACGAAAUAUUAAUUUGGAUACACACAGAAUGACAUGUUGGAUAAGGUGGUUUUGAUUAGAAAACACUUGAAGCGCCCGUAAAAUGUGUAUAUAUGUACGAGCUUGUGGCAGGAGAAUAAACGAAUGUCAAAUUGUUAAGAUUGUAAUCCCCCAAAAGAAUUCGGAUUUUUCGAUUGUUGUUUAAAUUAUAGUACUACAAACAUACAAAUUAGCAACUGCCUUUACAACAUUUUCUUAAUAUUACCAAGUACUUCAGUGUAUUGUGUUUUAUAAGUAGUAAAUAGAUGUAUUCUAUCACUAUACUAUUCAAUACAUGGGUUAUUUACUAUGCAUGCAUAUGCCCAUUUGUAAUGUAUAACUUGUGAUAAAUACAGUGGAACCCCGUUAAUCCGGGUCAUUCGUUCCUUAUUUAAAGGUCCACAUUAACGUAUAUGAGUAGAUCGUAUAUUACGUUUGCAACAGAAACUGAGUUCCCGGUUUGACGAGGUGUAACUAUACCUCAGUGUACAGCUGUUUGAAAGACGGAGUAACAUCCUCAGUUACGUCGAAGGAAUAUUAUUUUUAUAAGUACUGUAUUUGAUUCUGCUUUGUCUGAUAAGCCUAGUAUUUGCUUAUCCCAUAUAUACCACUAUAGUUUUUCUGUGCAUCCAGCAACACUUUGUUCUGUUUAAAGGGGGACUACACUCAGCUAGGGCCGAUUUCAGUCAAAAUCAAUCUUGUCUGACUACUAACAGAUAUUGAAUCUGGCAGUUAUUUACCAACAUAAUGCCAGUACUAUUUACAGAAUGACGUAAGGCACGAGUUACAAUGCGAGGGCACGCAACGUGGAGCGAAGUCCCCCUUUAAGGCUCAAACCUGUACAAACUUGUCUAUCUAACCCUAGCACGGUGUAGCAAAUUGACCCAGCUGUGUAGCCAUUUGUUUUGUAAUUAGUCACCUUCUCGGUAUUAAACUUCAUACCCUG